Populus nigra (black poplar) is the source of this 967-nucleotide messenger RNA. RefSeq names its product OVARIAN TUMOR DOMAIN-containing deubiquitinating enzyme 3. Bases 108 to 788 code for a protein of 226 amino acids. The record is from RefSeq and is a predicted model, not a curated record. The transcript is spliced from 8 exons. Gene Ontology annotation, cellular component: cytosol; nucleus. Gene Ontology annotation, molecular function: cysteine-type deubiquitinase activity. Gene Ontology annotation, biological process: endoplasmic reticulum unfolded protein response; protein deubiquitination. Lineage: Eukaryota; Viridiplantae; Streptophyta; Magnoliopsida; Malpighiales; Salicaceae.
CUUAUGGCCGCCUCAUCACUUGCGCCGAGUGCUUGCUUCGUUUGCUUAAAAGAAUCACUGUCUGCCCUUAUCGUUCCCCCCGCUUUGUUUUCGUAGCUUUCAAUUUCAUGGCGGAGAAGUCCACAAACGAGCAUAUUUUAGAGCAGAUGAAACAUGGGUUUGCCCAUUUUGAGCUCGUCUCUUCGCCACUUCCUUCAAUUUCCACCUCCAAACCUCACUCAUUUCCUCCGCCUUUCUUCUCUGCCAACACCCAUCGCUUCUUCGCUAGAAUCGGGCCUUCACUGGGUUCACAUUCGAUGAAAAAAGUAGAGCGUUAUUCAGUUCAGAAAGUUACCGGAGAUGGGCGCUGUCUAUUUCGUUCUCUGGUCAAAGGAAUGGCUUUCAACAAGGGCAUCUCUCUUAAUCCACGAGAAGAGAGAAAUAAUGCAGAUGAACUACGAAUGGCUGUGAAAGAGGUUAUAUGUGAUAGUAAAGAAGAACGCAAACAGUACGAAGAAGCAGUUAUUGCAAUCACGGUUGAUGAGUCUUUGAAACGUUACUGCCAACGCAUUCAGCGACCUGAUUUUUGGGGAGGCGAGUCAGAGCUACUGGUGCUGUCAAGAUUGUGUAAUCAGCCAAUCAUUGUUUACAUACCAGAGCAUGAGCACGCCAGUGGUGGGUGGGGCUCUGGCUUUAUUCCCAUAGCAGAGUACGGAGCUGAGUUCCAGAAGGGCUCUUGGAAGGGAAAGCCAAGGAAAGCUGUGAGGCUACUGUACAGUGGUAAGAAUCAUUACGACUUGCUUGUCUGAGGCUUCAGAAGUAGACUUUUAUCAUGGGCGGAUGAAAACCAGCAUUGAUAAUUGCCAAAGAAAGUGAUGCUGAUGCUAUUUUGUACUGUUAGUAUUUAAGGAGGAUGUAGUCUUGCAGGGAUUUCCUGCUUUAUGCGAAAGAAAUUGAAAAUCAUGCAAAGCCUGCAUGCUCUUUUCCA